Aegilops tauschii subsp. strangulata is the source of this 2218-nucleotide messenger RNA. RefSeq lists its product as uncharacterized. Gene Ontology annotation, cellular component: nucleus. Gene Ontology annotation, biological process: negative regulation of translation. Gene Ontology annotation, molecular function: rRNA N-glycosylase activity. NCBI's taxonomy places the organism in Eukaryota, Viridiplantae, Streptophyta, Magnoliopsida, Poales, Poaceae. The record is from RefSeq and is a predicted model, not a curated record.
CGUGCUUCCCCACCCUUUCUCCACAGGGUCCGGUUGCUGUGGUUUCUCCGGUGGGCGGCGGCGGAGGCGGAGGCGGGAUCGGCGGCGGCGGCGGCGGCGGCGGCGGCGGGAAGGAGUUCGUGGUGCCUCUGACCCUCGAUCCGCAGCAGGAUUCGAUUUGUGGUUUCCCAUCCGCUUCGCCCGCCGGAAUGGUGCUGCUGCACGGCACCUCUCGGCCCCCAGAUCGGCCAUGGAAGGAUGCACCUCAUGUUGAGUUCCGACUAUACAAGGAUCCUAUAAAAAUGACAAGGUCUUAUCACUCAAUGAUGGUUCAUUUGAAAAGACUUGUUAUCAGGGAAUCGUCAAAUGAGAUUGGUGGAACUAACUUUAUCACCAACAAAGAUAGCAUCAACACUACCAGAGGGAAUUUCAAUGUCCAUAAAAUACCUCAAUUGCCAGUCCAUAAGGAAAAGUAUUUUGUGGUUGUUUUAUACCCUCCUACCGAUCUCGGUGACGAGGACGUUCCAAUGAAGGACAACAAACCAAUAAAACUCCUUCACAACUUCAGCAGCUUUUAUCUCAUAGGCUUCGAUUAUAAUGAGAUCUGGCGUGUCUUUAAUGAUGCAACGAUUAUAGGAAUUAGCCAAGCUGCUAAAGAUAUGUAUGUACAGAAGUUGCCGUUUGCUGGAAACUAUAAUGCAAUUGGCCAGAACUACUUGGAGUUAAUUGUUGGUUUUAGAGGUCAAUGCGAUACGUACAACAAUCUUGCUGGCUUUGGAGGUACGACAACGGAGGGGCAGCUUAUUAGAUCACUUUGUAGGACAAUCAUCACAGUACCUGAGUCCACUCGAUUCUACUUUUUGCAACAAUUCAACCUCAGAAGCUUUUAUUCUGGCAACUUCUAUAUUGUUUUGGACAGUCCAGUGCAAGAGGACCAGGACUACAAAAAUUUGUCUUUCCAUUUGACCAGUUGGGACCUAUACUCCACAAUCAGUAAAAAUGGAGAGGAUUCUUUCAGUAUCACUUCAGUCCCAGGAUCAGGGAUGUAUUCAUUCAAUGAUAUAAUGAAUUUCAUCGCCUUGGCCACAAAUAAAGAUGAUGUUUCAGUGAAAAGGAUGCUUGAGCAUAAAGGAAAGAAAAAUCACAACAACAAUGAUGAUCACAUUGAUGACAACGAGAGGGGUGACCAAGGUCAGGACAGCGAUGAAGAAGAUGACGGAAGGCUUGUCGAGGAUAAUAAGGAGAAAACAUGGUUCUACCAAGCCCCGGUAUUGGCUUAUGUCCCGAAGCGACAAAACAAAGUGCUGAUACCAGAAUUGGGCUUUGAGAUCCCUCCAGAAGCCCAGCGCGGAACACUUUCAACAGUGGAAGGGAGCGAUAUACGAGCUGUUGAUGAGUUAGAGGCACUGCAGGAUGAAACAAAGGCUGAAGCUGUCGAUCAGUUUUUCAUGAAAUUGAGAUCUCUUGGGUCACUGGAAGCUGCUUCUUAUCGUUGUGGGAAGGGCUUCAUUGAGAGCAGGACAUCUGAGCAUCAAGCAGCACUCAGUUUUCUUGCUGAACCAACCGAAGAACUUAGGGAGUCUUCAAUGGUGGGAGCAUGCUCUGGUGGGAUGAAAAUAAUUCCACAUGGUUCGGUUGGAACUGUUGCUAUCACUCAGGGAAACUCUAAUGAAAUCAGUGCAGUACUGUGUAGAUAUUCAGCACCAGAAGAGGUCGCUGUUGCAGAAACUGCCAAGGAAAUGGUGGCUGAGUUUAUGCCGAAGCUCUUGUGUGGCCCUGACAUGGUGGAGCUUGCAGUCGACGCAGAGUGUGCACAGGAUUGGGAUCCAGCCACAGUAGAAGACUGCCAUCGACCGUCAUCAUCUCACCAUCAUCAUCACCACGAUCUUGACGAUGGACAGCAUGAGUACCCACUUGGUCGAGUUGGGAUCGAGGCAUAGUUGCGUGUGGCAUUCGGCCGUGAAAACAGAUGAGUGAUAUGAGUGAGAGGCAUUCAUUCAUUGUAACUGGAGUAUACUGGACUCACACAUGAGCCUUCCGAGUAGAGUAGGACUCGGAACCCACAAACCCAGGGCUGCAGGGAAGAAGCAACCGCGCCGCGCGUGGCAACUUGUAUAUAGCAACUCGUUUCGAUCGACACACUAGCUAGCUAGCUAGCUAGCUAGAAUGCGCACAGUAACUUGUACACACAUGAGCUUACUUUAUUUUCUUCUUCCUGAGUUGGUUAGAUGUCCUUGAA